Messenger RNA from Saccostrea cuccullata (small rock oyster), 5358 nucleotides. Its product is annotated as ATP-dependent 6-phosphofructokinase-like. The transcript has 22 exons. Gene Ontology annotation, molecular function: monosaccharide binding; fructose-6-phosphate binding; identical protein binding. Bases 138 to 2633 code for a protein of 831 amino acids. The record is from RefSeq and is a predicted model, not a curated record. NCBI's taxonomy places the organism in Eukaryota, Metazoa, Mollusca, Bivalvia, Ostreida, Ostreidae. Gene Ontology annotation, biological process: fructose 6-phosphate metabolic process; canonical glycolysis; fructose 1,6-bisphosphate metabolic process. Gene Ontology annotation, cellular component: 6-phosphofructokinase complex; cytoplasm.
CAGUUCAUGCAGGUGGCAGAUGAAUGGAACGGAGACCGAAUCGUAGUUGAUGAAGACUGCAGAGGUUUUCCGAGUCCGUGUCUAGGUCGUUUGUGUGGAAGGUCUUAUAAUCCCUCCUGGAGGACAUUCCACCAAAAAUGGCAAUGCCAAUGGAGACGGAAGGAGUCGUAAUAAGAAAUGACAGGGAGCGGAUUCACAGCGUUCGGGAUAGCAUGAGUAGAAAAGACAGCAUCAUGACUGAAAGGGGAAGAGAGGGACAGGAAUUGGCAUGGGGAAGUGGGACGGGGAAAUCCAUAGGCGUGUUUACAAGUGGAGGGGAUUCCCAGGGUAUGAAUUCCAGUGUAAGAGCUGUAGUAAGAAUGGGUGCCUACUUGGGCUGUAAAGUUUUCUAUAUAAAAGAGGGGUACCAGGGUAUGGUAGAUGGAGGAGACAACAUUGUGGAGGCUACAUGGGCCAGUAGUUCAGGGAUUAUGCAGAGGGGAGGCACCGUGAUAGGGAGUGCUCGUUGUCAGGAUUUCCGAGAAAGAGGAGGCCGCAUGAAAGCUGCAGAAAACCUGGUCAAUAACAACAUCACAAACCUGGUAGUGAUUGGAGGAGAUGGCAGUUUGACAGGUGCCAAUCUCUUCAGACAAGAGUGGGCGGAGCUUCUCGAUGAUUUACUCAAAAGUGGUCGUAUUUCCCAGCAGCAGAGAACAGACUGCACACAACUGAAUAUCGUGGGACUGGUGGGAUCCAUUGACAAUGAUUUCUGUGGGACAGAUAUGACUAUUGGGGCUGACACGGCUCUUCAUCGCAUUGUGGAGGCUGUGGACUGUAUAGCCACAACAGCUUCCAGCCAUCAGAGAUGCUUUGUACUUGAAGUGAUGGGGAGACACUGUGGGUACUUGGCAUUAGUGGGGGCCUUAGCCACGGAGGCAGACUGGGUGUUUAUUCCUGAGUGGCCCCCAGAGGAGGGAUGGGAGGAAACUCUCUGUAAGAAACUGGCCGCUGAGCGAGCCAUAGGACAGAGACUGAACAUUAUACUCAUUGCUGAAGGAGCAAUAGACAAGAAAGGGAAUCCCAUCAGUGCUGACAUGGUGAAAAAGGUGAUAACAGAGAGGCUGAAGUAUGAUACAAGAGUUACAGUCCUUGGUCACGUACAGCGAGGAGGAAAACCCACAGCAUUCGACAGGAUCCUGGGUGCCCGUAUGGGAGCGGAGGCAGUGUUGGCGCUGAUGGAUGCUGAGCCGGGCACCCCCGCCUGUGUGUGUUCACUGGACGGGAAUCAGACUGUGAGAGUCCCACUGAUGGAGUGUGUUGAAAGAACACAAGCUGUGCAAAAAGCCAUGAAUGAAAAGAAGUUCGAAGAAGCCGUCAGGCUAAGAGGAAAGAGUUUCCAGAAUAACCUAACAACCUACAGAAUGUUGAGCAAACUACGACCUCCCAAGGAUAAAUUUGAUCCUUCAGGAGCCACCAGUGGGAGUGGGAAGAAACUGGGUGUAAUGUGUAUAGGAGCACCUGCCUGUGGGUCUAAUGCAGCCAUUAGGUCCUUUGUCCGUCUGGCCCUGACCAAAAACUACACGGUCCUGGGCUUUCACGACUCCUUUGAUGGACUUCUCUAUGGCAAUUUGACAGAUAUUAUAGAUCCGGUGAAGCCUAUGAGUUGGACUGACGUCCAUGGCUGGUCUGCUUAUGGAGGCUCUCUUCUAGGCACAAAAAAAUGUGUGGGAUCAAAAUAUGGUCUGGACAAAAUUGCAGAAAAACUCAAAGAAUAUGAUAUCAGUGGCUUAUUAAUUAUAGGAGGUUUUGAGGCAUAUCACAGUGCCCUACAGAUGGCGGAGGCCCGGAAUCAGUUUGAGGCGUUCUGUAUUCCUAUAGUGGUGAUCCCCUGUACCAUCAGUAACAACGUGCCAGGGACAGACUUCAGCCUGGGGGCAGAUACAGCAAUCAACGAAAUUACUGAUAUUUGUGACAGAAUCAAACAGUCUGCACUCGGAACUAAAAGGCGGGUCUUUGUCGUGGAAACAAUGGGAGGGUACUGUGGUUACCUAGCAACCAUGAGUGGAUUGGCAGGUGGUGCAGAUGCUGCUUAUAUCUUUGAGGAAGAAGUGAACAUUACAAAAUUAAGGGAUGAUGUCUUCCAUCUGAAGGACAAGAUUGUUAACUUGGGUGUUCAAAGAGGGCUCAUUUUAAGAAAUGAAAACGCAAAUUCAAACUAUACAACAGACUUCAUUGAGAAGCUUUUCUCCGAGGAAGGGAAGGGGGUUUUCACUUGUCGUAAGAACGUCCUGGGCCACAUGCAGCAGGGAGGCAUGCCAUCUCCAUUUGACCGAAACUUUGGAACCAAAAUGGCAGCCAAGGCCCUUCAGUAUAUGGCUGAUAUUGUCACUCACAGUACAAAUGCUGCAGGUAAAGUUGUGAAUAAAGACCCAACAUCGGCAGUUUUAUUAGGAAUGCAGAGACGCCACCUGACCUUCUCCCCAGUGGAGGAACUCAAAAAGACAACAGACUUUGUACACAGAAUUCCGACAGACCAGUGGUGGUUAAAUCUCCGCCCACUGCUGCGAAUUCUCGCCAAGCACCGGGAGAAGGCCUAUCAAACAGAAGGGGUCAUGGCAGGAGUGGACGAUGUGGAGGAUGAAGACAAUAUUUAGAUCCACACCUAAAAGAUCUUAGAUCCACCACUUUGUCCAGUCAGCAACCCACCCCUCAAAGAUCCUAGAUUCAUCACUUAGUCCAGUCUGCAAAUCCAUCUCUCUGCUUAGUUUACCAUGUUAAACAUACCGUUCCCAAGAUUCUAAUGACUUUAAUCCCACACAGUCAGACUGUUAUAUCUGAGCAUGAAGAGUGUGAUGCCACAAAUCAAAAAAACAGAAUGAGUCCAGGACACAGGUUACUGAGGGCUGCAUGUUUAUGUUAAAUUUAAUCUUAGUACGCAGUAGUUGGUUACUGGAUUUUAAUUUUGUUGACUACUUUAAUUCGAGACUUCACUUCAAGAAAUAAAUAGAUUUGUCCAUCUCUGGGUACUUUUUUGUAAAUAUGGGGUACACGUACUAGCGUACUGUAUGAAACAAGCACCUGUGGGGGUAACACAGGUGUUCCCAAAUGUACUCACAAUCUGAAUUAGUUGUUGGAUUAGUUUUGUUAUUAGUGCCAUUGUUGUUAUUUUGCUUGAUUUAAAAAGUUGUACCUUUUUAGUUUUGUUAGAGACGAUUAUGUUUUCUUAGGGUCUCAACUAUAUUAUCUUUUGAUAGAAUGCUGUUAUAAUAAAUAGUAGAUGUAGUUGUGAACAAUCCUUUUUUUUCCAUCAUCAUUUUGACAUUUAUCAUCAUCUCCAUUCUGUGUGAGUCAUUUACCUUGCGAUUACAGGUAGUGUGUCCAUUACAUAGCAGUAGGUUUUUACAGGGACAUUCAUUACAGAUGUUAUGGUUGUUUUCUUAUCUAGAGUUUAAAAAUUACAUGUACAUUUAUUGUACAUUUAUUACUUCCAACAGCAACAAAUUACAUGUAUAUGAAUUUUUCCUUGUUCCUGGUGCUUUUAAAAUAAUUUUGUACAUACCGUAUUUGUGUUUUAACAUUUGUAGACAUUUAAAGUGUCUAAGUAAUACUAGUUUAUUUUAUUGUCCAGUGGUAAUAUUUAUAUUAAGUGAGUGGUUUUUUUUCUUUGUUUUUUCAAUUUUAUUUUUUAUAAUUAUUUCAUACACUCUGUAUUUUACAUUGUAAGGAAUAAUUUACAGUUCUUAAAUGAAAAAAAAUUAUUAGAAUAAACAUGCAGUUCAGGGUUUAAAAAGUUAAAUUCAAUAUAUAUGUGUUUACUAUGUUUCACUUCAUUCUGCUGAAAUACAUCAGUUGUGCUACUUGUUAAUACUGCUAACUGUGUUUUUUUUAUAACAGAGCUGCUAGUAAACUUUAAUGUCUGGAAUUUCAAAAUGCAUAAUUAUAUUCAUUUGUUUGAAAUACAUACAUGUAUUAUUCAGGUACAGUAUUCAUGUUUGAACAUAUAGUUUUGAAGAAAGAAACUUUUGAUGCUUUAAAGGAUUAUUGUUUAGUUUUAUGCUUUGCCAGUAUUUUGCCUUUUACAGAUUCAUGCUUUGUGAUAUACAUGUACAAGGAAACAUGUUUUUAAUGAGCAUGCAUAUUGCAUAAUGAAUAUACAUAUUACAAACUAAGCCAGAUAAUUUCACCUCAGAGGAAUGUAAACAUGGAUUAUUAACUGUGAAUUACAGAAAGCAUACAGGACCACUGUCUGUCCUGUAGGUCUGCUGUUGAAUAGUUUAUCUACAGUAGUUAGGUUGGUUUUUGUGUUCAUAUUGCCUGUGCUUUUUAUGUUGAAUGAGCAUAUGUUGUUGUUUUUGUCUUUUUUUUAAUUACCUUCUUAUUAUACUAUUAUAUUUAGGUUUCCAGUAGAAAUCCUUGUUAGCUUAUCUUUAUGUCAACUCUUACGAGUGAACUGGAGUACCUCCCAUAUUUACUAUGUCAAAAAUGACUUUGUAUAAUCAAAGGUCAAGGUCAACACUGCACAAGUCACUAUUCUUCAUCUUAAAUUUAGAAUAUUUCAACAUGCAGACUUCGUUUUACAUGUAGUUUUGGUAGGAGGCUAUUAUAGAAGGAAAACACCAUAUAAAAGAUUUUGUGAUGAAUAGAUCAAGGUCAAAGUCAAGGCAAAAAAGAAAGAUUAUUAGAAAAGUACUUUUCUCUGUGUGACUUAAUUUGUCCAUUUUCCAGUCGUUACAAGUUAGUGAUGAAACUUUAUGAGAAAUCCCUAUUUUAUAUUUGGUAGAUCUGAUUAUAUUCUCUUGUUGCUUCAUAAUUAAUAACUACCCAGUUUUCUUUUAAGUAGUUUGAACCCCCCCCCCCCCCCCCCCCCAAUGUCUUUAGUGAUUUGAAAAAAAAAAACUGAAAGUAAUUUACAUUCAAAGUAGUUUUUUAAGCAGAAAAGAUUACAGUGUCAUUCCAAUUUCAUUUCACACAUGACAGUUUUACAAUUUGUUGUAUCAGACUUAACAAGAAAAAUAUCUUGUUACAGAUUUAUGUGUGCUUUCCAAGAAAAAUCCACCUACCAAAAUAGCACUGAAAUAUUUUGAACUUUUGCUUGAAUAUUGCUUCACUGUAGCCUCCUCCCCCUUCCACAACUACAUUCAUUUGGAAACCUUUACAGGGGAGCAUUCUACUCUUAUGUAUCCAUGGGUCAAUUUUUUUCCCAGAUAGGGUGUGAAUGGAAAGCUUUUUUAUCCUAAACCAGGUAUACCCUAUACUCACUAUGACCUGUUUUCAGUAAUAAUUGUUUUAUAGUUAACAUUCUAUCUUAACCAAUCUUUACAUUUUUUUUUUCUAACUCUUUGUUUUGCUGUCACAGAUGAAAAUAAAUCUUCAACAGCA